AUGAGCCCCAAGAACGUCAUUUUCAAAAAAGCCUGCAAGGACAAAUCGGUUGCCGUGUACAUGGGCAGACGAGAUUUUAUAGAUCAUGUCGGCUCAGUGGAUCCAGUAGAUGGCGUCGUUCUGAUCGACCCUGAACUGCUGAAAGGAAGAAAAGCGUACGUCACCCUGUCCUGCGUGUUCCGGUACGGGCGGGACGACAUGGACGUGAUGGGGAUAGCGUUUCGGAGAGACAUUUACCUGUCCACCAGGCAGAUCUACCCGCCCCUGCAGGACAAGGAGCAGUGUACCCUGACCAAAGUGCAGGAAAAACUACUGCGCAAGCUGGGUCACAACGCGUACCCCUUUUUCUUUGAAGUUCCUGAUAAUCUGCCGUGCUCGGUGGGACUGCAGCCGGCUCCUACUGACGUUGGCAAGCACUGUGCCGUCGAGUUCGAGGUGAAGGUUUUCAGUGCAGAGAACCCCGACGCCAAAGUCCGCAAGCGGAGUACGGUGCGUCUGAUGAUCCGGAAAGUCCAGUACGCUCCAGAGAAACCCGGCCCGGCGCCAUCAGUCGCCGUCACGCGCGACUUUCUGAUGUCCGACAAACCUCUGCACGUGGAGGCCAGUCUGCAGAAGCAGACUUAUUAUCACGGGGAGCCGAUUAAGGUUCGAGUCAACAUCAAUAACGAGUCCAACAAGACCGUGAGGAACAUCGUCCUUUCUGUGGAUCAGAUAGCCACGGUUGUUCUGUACUCUAACGACAGCUACAUGAAAUCAGUGGCCAUAGAGGAUUCUGGGGACUCUUUGGGACCGGGGGGUAAAAUGGAGAAGGUGUACACGCUGCUCCCCUUGCUGGCCAAUAACAAAGAGAGGCGAGGCAUCGCGCUAGACGGUAAACUCAAGCACGAAGACACCAACCUGGCGUCCACCAGCAUCGUUAAAGAGGGCGUCCUGAAGGAGGUGUUAGGAAUUCUGGUGUCCUACCGAGUGGUGGUGAAGCUCAUCGUGGGCGGCCUGAUGGGAUCCAGUGAGGUGGGCUUGGAGCUGCCGUUCCAGCUCAUGCACUCGAAGCCUGACACAGUAAGAGAAAGCGAGCUGGACGAGGAGAUGGUGUUCGAGGAGUUUAAACGCUCCAACCUGAAGGGCAUGACGGAGGACGAGGAGGAGGGAAAUAUUUCUGCUGGUGAACCAUGA
Messenger RNA from Trichomycterus rosablanca, 1173 nucleotides. It is a transcript of the gene saga, whose product is annotated as S-antigen; retina and pineal gland (arrestin) a. The record is from RefSeq and is a predicted model, not a curated record. Gene Ontology annotation, cellular component: photoreceptor inner segment; photoreceptor outer segment. Gene Ontology annotation, biological process: G protein-coupled receptor internalization; signal transduction. NCBI's taxonomy places the organism in Eukaryota, Metazoa, Chordata, Actinopteri, Siluriformes, Trichomycteridae. The transcript is spliced from 15 exons. The coding region runs from base 1 to 1173 and encodes 390 amino acids. Gene Ontology annotation, molecular function: G protein-coupled receptor binding.